Molecule: messenger RNA, 414 nt
Organism: Oncorhynchus mykiss (rainbow trout)
Lineage: Eukaryota; Metazoa; Chordata; Actinopteri; Salmoniformes; Salmonidae
Gene: cxcf1a
Product: chemokine CXCF1a
Biological process (GO): immune response
Cellular component (GO): extracellular region
Molecular function (GO): chemokine activity
Source: RefSeq, marked provisional
AUGAACUCUGUCCUGUCUGUCUACCUGCUGGCGAGUCUGUCACUUUACUGCCUACUGCUUACAGUGGGUAAAGGUGAGGGGCAGUUUGUUCCAGGGAGGUGUGAGUGUUAUGACACAAAGAUAACUGUCAGAGGACCACUGUCUGACCUCAAAGUCACACUCAAAGGCCUCACCUGCAACACUGACCAAAUCAUAGUGGUAAUGAAGAGGACCAGUGAGCCUGUGUGUGUGAAUCCAAUGGGAGAACUGGGAAAACAGCUACUGCGCUGCUGGAAGAAAACCAACGGAUUGGAUAAGAAGAGGUGUCUGAGAAGGAGGAGAGGGCAGGGGAAACGAGGACAGAAACAGAGGAAACUCAGGGGGCAAUCUAAAGAGAGCAAAAGAAGGGCAACACCAAUCCCUGCCUUAGGGUGA